Dothidotthia symphoricarpi CBS 119687 is the source of this 2862-nucleotide messenger RNA. RefSeq names its product DUF747-domain-containing protein. Bases 1 to 2862 code for a protein of 953 amino acids. The record is from RefSeq and is a predicted model, not a curated record. Gene Ontology annotation, cellular component: endoplasmic reticulum membrane. Gene Ontology annotation, biological process: maintenance of protein localization in endoplasmic reticulum. Lineage: Eukaryota; Fungi; Ascomycota; Dothideomycetes; Pleosporales; Dothidotthiaceae. The transcript has 2 exons.
AUGAAUGGGGCAGAACCAAGGACAGAUGAUGAGGCUUAUGCAGUGGAACAGCUUCCUACGCCAGCCUUGACCCCAGAACCCGAUCAUGUGGCAGCCGCAACCCGUCACCGCCAUAUGGACACGAGAAAUGAUGGACCCCUGCAGAACAUAACGAACGUCUACAUAUCGGAGGCGAACGGUGGUCUAAGCGUCAGCUCGACGAGUAGGGGCACCAGUUCAAACGAAGAGGCCUUACUAUCUGACGCCAGCGAGAAGUUCAGGCCCAUCAAGCGUCCUGGAGAUGGCAGGAGGAGGGGCAGCAGUGUGUCCGAGCAAGACAAGCACCUCAGGCUUAGCUCGCGGCAGAUUCAAGAAUUGACGAGCGAGCCCGCCAGCAUUCCGGUCCGAGCAGCGACGCCAAUACAAGAAGAGGCCUUGGGAGGCGGGUCGCGUGGGGAGAAUGCAGACGGAAGAGUGAGCACCAAGGUGCUAGGUGUGGUCUUGGAACGGCCGAUAGAGUUGAGCAUGUCAAGACGCGACAGCUCAAGGAGUCGCGACAGGAGGCAAGAGAGGGAGGUUGUUGUCAUCAAGACGCCCUCGACCGAGUUGGGACGAGGACGGCCAGUACCAUAUUCGAGAUCGAUUACGGCGCCUACAAUACGGAGAAAAGAUUCGAGUUCGAGGCCGCGGACGCAGACGUACGAGGGAGAGGAUAGGAGGUCAAGCAGACACGUCCCUCCGCCACUUGGCAUGGAUGACAAGAAUAUACCAUCCAAACCGUUGUCAUACAACAAGCAGAGAGAUUCUCAUGAUAUGCGGGACAUGGCCUCGCCAAGUCAUAUGAACCUGCCAUUACCACCGCUGUCAAUGCCAACAUUCUUGUCGCUCGAGCUUUCUGCAGACCGCCCGUCCCCAUUGUACAUCUACCGAGCCUCGUCUGCAGAUUUCCCUUACGAAUCUUCCACGCUCAAGUAUGAGCGUUUGCUCAAUUUCUUGAAGAUACCAGCCCAAGUCGAAGGCAUCCUGGCUUUUGGUGCUCUCGCAUGUCUGGACGCUUGGAUGCACGUACUCACAAUCCUGCCACUACGAUUUCUGCUCGCGAUCGCCAUUCUGGUGAAAUGGUGGGGCUCAGUGGUUGUGAAGGAGUUUCGCGAUCUAUUAGCUUUCGUGUACAGUGGGCUUCCUCGAUUCUGGCGUCGAAGGAGGCAGGUGGAUGUUCCUACGCCCCACCCAACACCAGCAGAGGAACAGCCUCCCCCAAUGUCGCGGACGUCUUCCUCAGCCGCCUUGUCUGCUAGCCAAGCAACGGCGGUGAACAGACAGAACGGGGAACCCUCGACAACUUUCAAGUUCCCAGAUCUGCAAGAGCUCAGAGCCAAGCGUCCACGUAAUCCCCGCUUUCGUCAUCGCCGGACCAAGUCCACGCCCUCUGCGCUUCUACCAGGUCAUAAAGCAGAUAUUCUUAAGGGCCUCUUGAUAAUCUCAAGCUGCUUUGUCUUGAUGCGAUUCGAUGCAAGUCGAAUGUACCAUGGCAUUCGCGGUCAGUCGGCAAUCAAGUUAUACGUACUCUACAAUCUUCUUGAAGUAUGCGAUCGCCUCUUGUCUGCCGUCGGCCAAGACGUUCUUGAGUGUCUGUUCUCACGCGAAACUCUUGACCGCAAUGCAGACGGUCGAAGUAAGGUCAUCCGACCCUUUUGGAUGUUCAUUCUCGCUCUGCUCUACACGGUCGCACAUGCCACGGCCCUAUUUUACCAAGUCAUUACGCUCAACGUGGCGGUGAACUCGUACUCCAACGCGCUGUCGACGUUGUUGAUGUCAAACCAAUUUGUGGAAAUCAAAAGCACGGUCUUUAAGAAAUUUGAAAAAGAGAACCUCUUCCAGAUCACUUGUGCUGACGUUGUUGAGCGUUUCCAGCUGUGGCUAAUGCUCCUCAUCAUUGCUAUGCGCAAUGUUGUGGAAGUUGGCGGCCUAAGUAUUCGCAGUAGCGAUUAUUCAUGGACGUCGAUGUUUACUGGAAAUGCUACAACCAACUUCACAGCGUCUAGCAUUAUACCAAUGAGCUUCACCAUCUUUCCACAAUACAUCGCCCAGGUGCUCAAUCCCUUCCUACUUGUGCUUGGAAGCGAGAUGGUUGUCGACUGGCUGAAGCACGCAUACAUCACCAAGUUCAACCAGAUGAAACCGGAAGUGUACGGCAAGUUCUUCGACGUUCUAGCAAAAGACUACUACUCCAAUGCCUUCGGCGACGCAAACCUAACCCGACGUCUCGGCCUCCCCGUCAUCCCACUAUCCUGCCUCUUCAUCCGCGCAGCCAUCCAAACAUACCACAUGUUCAUCGCAAUGUACAUGCCCGCCCCUCUCGCCGCAUCCUCCGUCUCCCUAACCUCGAGCCCGACGUCCUCCCCCGCCACAACCGCAGCUCUCGCACACAUCGACCACGUCAUCCGUCGCGCAAUUGGCCGCUCGCCCUUUGGCGCAGGCGUCCCGAAUCAACCCUGGUACUACUUCUCGUCCUGGACGCUCGACGACCUGAUCGCUGGCUCUACCAUGCUGCUCGUCUUCCUCGUCGUCUACCUCAUCUUCCUCGCUUUCAAACUCAUCCUCGGCAUGCUUCUUCUGACCGUGGCGCGGAACAGGUACCGCGGCAUGGAGGAGCGGGAGAAGAUGGAUGUUGAUACGGGAGGGAAGCGCAUCGGUGGGUGGGGCGUCGUGGACGUGGACGAGGAGAAGAGACGCUACAUAUACAAUGACGAUCCGGAUAGUUUGCGCAAACUAAGGGAGCGGGACGAGAAGCAGAAGAAGAAAGAUGAUGCGGAGCGGGAGAAGGGGACUACUUUCGGGCAUGUGAGUCGGUAUGCCAUGGUUGCUAAGAGGAUUUGGUAG